CGUCGCUGCUGAGUCAGCCCGCGCUGCGAUUGGCCUGCCGCGGGCCAAUGGGGGCGAAGGGCGGGUUCUCGGCCCUCGCGGGCUUCCGGCUUCGCCCCCUCCCAAGAUGGCGACGGUGGCCGAGCUGAAAGCGGCCCUGAAGGAGGCGCUGGCUCGGAGCGGGGCGCUGGGGCAGGUGCGCGCCCGCGUCCGCGCAGAGGUCUUCGCCGCGCUGGACGACCCGGGCGAGCCGCGCCCCGCCGCCCCCCGCGAGACCCUCCUGUUGAACGAGCUCAUCCGCGAGUACCUGCGGUUCCACCGGUACAACUCGAGCGCCUCCGUCUUCCUGGCCGAGUCCGGCCAGCCCGAAAUCCCCUUGGACCGAGAUUUCCUCGCCAAGGAGCUGCACGUCGUUGAAGACCCCAGCAGCAGAUCCGUGCCACUUUUGUAUGGAAUUCUAACUCGGCUGUUACAAGGCAAUGAAGAGAAGGGGCCCCCCAUGUCCCCCAGAGCCCCCUCGGUGGCACCUUCAAAGUGGACUAUCGGCAAGCCAUCUAAUUGAAGCAGUUAAAUGGGUACAGCACACACGAACCGACAGACAAACUGUUGCAGACUUGGAACAUGGUGUGAGGCUUUUGAAGAUACAUGGGGUUCACAAGGCAUCCAUAAAUAAAGUAACCACAUUUUUUAUGAGUA
Ahaetulla prasina is the source of this 675-nucleotide messenger RNA. It is a transcript of the gene CEP20, whose product is annotated as centrosomal protein 20. The record is from RefSeq and is a predicted model, not a curated record. Gene Ontology annotation, molecular function: protein binding. Gene Ontology annotation, biological process: cilium assembly; microtubule anchoring. NCBI's taxonomy places the organism in Eukaryota, Metazoa, Chordata, Lepidosauria, Squamata, Colubridae. Gene Ontology annotation, cellular component: motile cilium; ciliary basal body; centrosome. The transcript has 5 exons. Bases 107 to 541 code for a protein of 144 amino acids.